Herpailurus yagouaroundi (jaguarundi) is the source of this 543-nucleotide messenger RNA. RefSeq names its product olfactory receptor 1L3-like. The transcript has a single exon. Gene Ontology annotation, cellular component: membrane. Lineage: Eukaryota; Metazoa; Chordata; Mammalia; Carnivora; Felidae. Gene Ontology annotation, molecular function: olfactory receptor activity. Gene Ontology annotation, biological process: G protein-coupled receptor signaling pathway. The record is from RefSeq and is a predicted model, not a curated record. The annotation marks the transcript as partial.
GCCUUCUCCGUAGCUUUCUCCUGCCUCCACUCCCUCCUACAUGUACUCCUGGUCAAUCGGCUCACGUUCUGCGCAUCAAAUGUAAUCCAACAUUUUUUCUGUGAUGUCAACCCUGUUCUGAAACUGGCCUGCUCUUCCACCUUUGUCAAUGAAGUUAUGGCCAUGACAGAAGGGUUGGCUUCUGUGAUGGCCCCAUGUAUCUGCAUCAUCAUCUCUUACCUAAGAAUUCUCAUUGCUGUCCUCGAUGUUCCCUCAGUGGCUGGAAAAUGCAAAGCCUUCUCCACCUGCAGCUCCCCUCUCACUGUGGUGACUCUGUUUUAUGGGAGUAUUACCUAUGUCUAUUUCCAACCCUUGUCCAACUAUACUGUCAAGGACCGAGUAGCAACAAUCAUCUACACUGUACUGACAUCCAUGUUGAAUCCAUUUAUCUACAGUUUGAGAAACAAAGAUAUGAAACGGGGCUUAGAGAAAUUGAUAAGCAGAGUGAAGACUCAAAUGGAUAUGCUUUCUACUACACAAGCCAACAAAAUCCAUGAACCCUGA